Messenger RNA from Zingiber officinale, 555 nucleotides. Its product is annotated as nudix hydrolase 18, mitochondrial-like. Gene Ontology annotation, molecular function: pyrophosphatase activity. The coding region runs from base 1 to 555 and encodes 184 amino acids. Lineage: Eukaryota; Viridiplantae; Streptophyta; Magnoliopsida; Zingiberales; Zingiberaceae. The record is from RefSeq and is a predicted model, not a curated record. The transcript has 5 exons. Gene Ontology annotation, cellular component: cytoplasm; nucleus.
AUGGCGAACUCGGGGCCUCAGAAAUGCCGGCAGCUGCAGCGCUACACCAGCUGUGGAAGCCGCCUUAUCGUCGGGUGCAUUCCGUACAAGAUCAAGAAUAAGGAGGCGGCAUGCGACAUAAUUCCUCAUCAAUCUGUCGAGGUUCUCGUUGUCAGCUCCACCAAGAAACGAGCUGAGAUCAUGUUCCCUAAGGGAGGUUGGGAAGCCGAUGAAACGAUGAUCCAGGCAGCCUACCGGGAGACGUACGAGGAAGCCGGUGUGCUGGGAAUCGUUGAGGGUAAUCUUGGAAAAUGGAGUUACAAGAGCAAGAGCAACGAUAACAGGGAUCGCGAGGCCGUCAUGUUCGCUUUUAACGUUAAAGAGGAGGUCAUCUAUUGGCCUGAGGGAGCUCUGCGAACUCGAAAAUGGAUGAGCGUGGAAGAAGUGAUGGCGGAGUGCAAGCAUGUGUGGAUGAAGGAAGCAUUAGCCAGAUUCGUAUUCUGUCUCUCUAGUUCCAUAACCAAAACAGAUGAUGAUGAUGGUGGUGGUGUCGGAGGCUCACUGGAUCAUCAUUAG